This is a messenger RNA of Filobasidium floriforme, 888 nucleotides long. RefSeq lists its product as uncharacterized. The record is from RefSeq and is a predicted model, not a curated record. Bases 1 to 888 code for a protein of 295 amino acids. The transcript has a single exon. Lineage: Eukaryota; Fungi; Basidiomycota; Tremellomycetes; Filobasidiales; Filobasidiaceae.
AUGCAGCCCUCGUCCUCAUCCCGCCUGUUUGGCUCGUCACCGCUCUCGUCGCCUCCAGCGGGACCGAUCCGAGCACUCUCUCCAGGACCAUCUGGGACCAUCCUCUCUCCCGGAUCCUCUGAGAGCUCUCUCCCGUCGGAAUCGUCCGGCAACCCUCCUUCGCAGUCGUCUGCGGGCGGAUCCGACGAUACCGUGCUGUGGGACUUCUGGCCCGAGUACACUCAGCAUGGCGAUUGGACCUUGCACGACGACAUACAGUUUUAUCUCCAAACACUCUUCUCUCACAUCAUCAGCCAUCCUCUCGCGGGCGGUAACGAGACCUUCGGCUGUUACCCCGAGUUCGCCUAUCGUACUCCUGUUGGUAACUUCCGCGGCAAACUGGACAUCGGGUUGUGGAGGACCCCGGGCAAAACGAUCCCCCGACGCCUGAACGCCAAGGAUCUCUUGAUGAUCGCUGAGAUCAAACCUGGACCAACCCUAAACUCAGGUCAAGUUAGAGAGGUUGAUAAGCAGCUCAGACAAAGAGCUGCUGAUUCAGCUAUCAAUGGAGUUCAGCAGCCCUUGCUUCUCCUGGGUUUUGUAGGUCCCUUCUUCCGGGCCUAUUAUUGGGAUGGGGAGGAUAUGAGACCCAACAACUCUGAUGAGUACCACAGCAGUCAAGUGAUGACUGCUGUUUCUCUGGAAGGGUUUGUUGACAUCAGAACCUCUGCUGGGCAAAGGAGGAUGCAGAGGCUGCUGGAGGGCAUGGUGGAGGGAUAUGAUGAUGAGGAUGAGUUGGAGUCCGUCUUCGGGGAAGCAGGACUCGGAGCGGACUCGGCGACGCACCUGGUCGAGCCUCCGAGCGGGUCGCCGCAGUCUUCAGGAACCGCGAGCGUCUAUGGUGAUUAG